AUCUUUUCGGCAGACGACGACCGCACCCAACAAUCGGAAUCCAGAUUCCUUGGACGCGAGGUAUAUUCAUUUCACAGGCCACUCCAGUGAUGAGCUGAAUAUACCGCCACCAGAUCGACUCCAGAAUCCCCUUCUCAAUCUGUCAUCAAGCCAUUAGCCAUUCCGUUUCACGAACCAUAUAGCUCCUGGAUGCAGGGCGUCGUCACCAGGCGCGCGCGCUACUGCCCGGCGAAGCUCCAGCGCCAAGUACCCUCCAGCUGCCGAGCACCGCGCGUAUCCACAAGCUUUAGCUGCCGCGGUGGCAGUCGGUGCAGCGUCGCUCCGGGCGAGAGGGCCCGGGCCGUCGUGGUGAGAGCGGGCGGUGGCCCGGGGAUAGGAGAUGGGGAGCAAGCAGCGCCGCCGCGACAGGACGUCGUCGGAGCAGCGUCGGCGACGGGUGGCGCGAAGAGAGGGACCGUGGCUGGCGCCGUCGCGCUCAUAGUCGGCACAAGCAUCGGGUCCGGCAUCCUCGCCGUGCCGCAGAGCACAGCACCGGCGGGUUUCGUUCCAAGCGCCGUGUGCAUGGUCACCUGCUGGGCCUUCCUGGUGGCCGAAGCGCUCCUCCUCGCCGAGAUCAACGUCCACCUGCGCCGGAAGCAGAAGAAAGACGGCAACGGUGGCGGCGGAGGGCUGGAGGUGAUCUCAAUGAAGAGCAUGGCGCAGGAGACGCUGGGCGAGUGGGGAGGGAACCUGGCCGCCACAGCCUACCUAUUCCUGUCCUACACGUCCAUGGUCGCCUACACGUCGAAAUCCGGCGAGGUGCUCGCCCGCGUGAUCGGCGUGCCCGAGCCCGUCUCCGGCGGCGCAUUCACCGCAGCCGUCGCGCUCCUCAUCGCCGCGGGAGGCACGGGCGUCACCGCCCAAGUGAACCAGCUGCUCACCUUCUUCAUGAUAGGGUUGCUGCUAACGAUUGAAGUCUCGGCCGUAGCGUUGGGCGGUGGCCUUGGCCUGCCAGCCAACACCCACUGGGAGCAGCUUCCCGCAACACUUCCGGUGAUCAUCUUCACUCUCGUCUACCACGACAUCGCACCAGUGAUAUGCGCGUACCUGGAAGGGGACCUCGCAAGGAUCCGGCUCUCGAUCAUCGUUGGGAGCCUCGUGCCACUGCUGUCGCUGCUCGUGUGGGACGACAUCGCGCUGGGCCUCUCCACAGAUCUCAACGGGUUUGCCAUUCUGGACAUGAUCAAGACAGAAUGGGGCUACAUGGUGGUGGAGACGUUCUCGCUCCUCGCUGUCGGGACGUCGCUCAUCGGGACACUGCUCGGCGCCUCGCAGUUCUUCGUCGAGCAGAUGACCAACCUAGCCUCCUCAACCGAGGACGAAAAGAUCAACCAAGACGUUCACGAGGAAGAUGGAUCGAGUCAUCUUGGUUGGAAAACACUGCUGGAAAGCAACAGGCUCAGUUACGUUGCCACAGGGGCCGUGGUUGUCCCAACCGUUCUGAUAGCGGCUGCUGUCCCGGACUCCUUCUCCAUAGCUACUGACAUUGCAGGCGGCUACUGCAUGACCAUCUUGUAUGGUGUUCUCCCUCCGCUGAUGGCCUGGUCUAUUGGUUCCAAGUUAUCUGACCAAAAAGCUGAUCUUGCAGAAGCAGUAGAAACAUCUAAGGAAAUCAAGCAAAAAGCGAGCUUCACUAGUGCAAAACCUGUACUGGUCGGGAUGGGGGUGUUCUCUGUGCUCAUGGUCUUCCAGCAAAUCUUCCAAGACUUGCUCAGUUUUAACACGUAUCUCCUCUCAUGGGCUAGCUAGAGUAGAAAGUUCUGAAUAAGUAAAGAAUGUUUCUGAUAUGGGCUAGCAGCCCAUUCCUGAACAAGAACCCUUCUCCAUGCUCGGAUCAUGGAUGAUUCCCGGCGAAA
Messenger RNA from Lolium perenne, 1895 nucleotides. RefSeq lists its product as uncharacterized. Lineage: Eukaryota; Viridiplantae; Streptophyta; Magnoliopsida; Poales; Poaceae. Gene Ontology annotation, biological process: amino acid transmembrane transport. The record is from RefSeq and is a predicted model, not a curated record.